Messenger RNA from Brassica oleracea var. oleracea, 637 nucleotides. RefSeq names its product cyclin-dependent protein kinase inhibitor SMR1. The record is from RefSeq and is a predicted model, not a curated record. The transcript has a single exon. Bases 142 to 531 code for a protein of 129 amino acids. Lineage: Eukaryota; Viridiplantae; Streptophyta; Magnoliopsida; Brassicales; Brassicaceae. Gene Ontology annotation, biological process: regulation of DNA endoreduplication.
CAACACGUACGUAGUGUUACCACUUACCAUUAUAUAAACCAAACUAAGCCUUCAAAGCCAUAAACUUCUUCUCUGCCUCUUUCUUUUCUCUCUCAUCAGAACUAUUUAGCUACCUUCCCUUUUACGUUUUUCUUCAGAAAGAUGAGUUUCGCUGAUGCUGGAAGUCGUCUCUCCGAUCAAAACAAUCUCCGCGAAACGGAACUAGGGUUUCCGGACCGGAGCGUUCGAGAAUUAGGACGAGAUCAAGAUCUAGACAUAACCAAUUGCUCACCCGAAGUAGUAAAAGUAAAGAAGGAAGAAGAAGAAGAUUGCUGUAAGACUCCGACACGUCUUGAUCAAAUUCUCCCGGCGAUCCCACAAACCUGUCCGCCGGCGCCGAGGAAACCUAAGGGAGUCCCGUCGAGGAGUUUGAAGGUUAGAAAUUGUUAUAAAAGCAGGAGAAUGAUCAUUCUGAAUGUUUCUAGAGAAUUCGACUGUAUGUUUCAUUCAACAUCUCUGUGUAACAAGAUUAAAAAGGCCAGACAUAUUUGAUGUUUCAUAUGGUAUCAUGUAUGUAUAACGUACGUAUAGCUCAUGUAACCAAAUUGUAAUAAACUACGUACGAGUUAUAUAAUAAUGUAGUGACAUUUUAUUUUUA